Molecule: messenger RNA, 930 nt
Organism: Macroventuria anomochaeta
Lineage: Eukaryota; Fungi; Ascomycota; Dothideomycetes; Pleosporales; Didymellaceae
Exons: 1
Coding region: 1-930 (309 amino acids)
Source: RefSeq, a predicted model, not a curated record
AUGCCGGCAUCGGUGUCCAGCUCACGAAAUAACAUAUCUUGCAAGUAUUUGCUUGAUAUCAGUAUAACCUUACUAUGGCUGGCCUUUGGAGCUCUGAACUUUACUGAGCGACAAGGGCGUCGUCUUCCAGUCUUCCUUGAUCAGGAAUACGUACCACAAUCACCAGUAGAAAUUGUACUGAGCAUGUACAAAGAGCCCAUUGAUGAAGUGGAAGAGCUCGUCAACAAUCUAAAGAGCAUGCCGGCGCUCUCUGAUGCACGCGUCACAAUCUACAUCAAGGAUGGCGAAGCUAAUAGUACCCACGUUAGACAUCAAACGGGAGCUAAUAAUGCUACCAUACUACCGAAUGUUGGACGGGAGGGCGAAACGUUCUUGAACCAUAUCCUUAAUCAGUGGGAUAGCCUUGCGCGACAGACCAUCUUCCUGCAGGCAGGUAUACACAACCCAAGGGAGUUUUACACCCACAUUAGCAACUAUUACAGUCGCUCACAGACCGGCUUCCUCAAUCUUGGAUUGUCAGGCGCUGUUUGUAAUUGUGAAGACUGUGGCGACAGAUUAUUUUGGAACGAUAAGGCGCACUUGUUUCCACGAAUCUACAAUCGGAUCUACAACUCAACUACCUGCGACAACGUCCUGCUUAGUUACAAAGGCCAGUUCAUAGUAUCUGCUGCACGUAUCCGCGGUGUUGACAAAGAUAUUUACUACGCUCUAUGGAAGGCUUUCGUUGAUAAGGGAAGCUGGGCUCAUCAACCACAGAUCCUGCAAGGGCCAGACUCUAUGAGUGCACCAGAUUUUGGAUACACAAUGGAGAGAAUGUGGAACUUAUUGUUCCAAUGUUCCAAUUCUGACGUAGUGUGGAAGUGUCCUUCGUUGGUAAGCAAAUGGCGAAUUGGGGGUGAUAUUGGUGAUUGUCAGUGCUUCGAUGUGUAG